Nicrophorus vespilloides is the source of this 625-nucleotide messenger RNA. RefSeq lists its product as uncharacterized. The record is from RefSeq and is a predicted model, not a curated record. Bases 291 to 593 code for a protein of 100 amino acids. NCBI's taxonomy places the organism in Eukaryota, Metazoa, Arthropoda, Insecta, Coleoptera, Silphidae. The transcript is spliced from 2 exons.
CAUAUGAAAUACCCCUCGAAUAAGAAUAUAUUUGAAAUCUAAAAAUACGUCAGACAAAAUAGCAUAUCGAUUCACUCGAUCAUACGUCAAGUAUUCGAUUAUUUAAUACAUUGAUUAUUUAGGAGGUUCCCGAUGAAAUUACUGCAGAGAGAGAAAUAACGAAAGAUUGAAAUGAGAAGUGUACGUUGUAUAAUUCCAACCUUAAUUUAAAAUUACACAUUAAACAAAUACCAGUCUUCUUUGUAGAUCUGUGGCAAGGUUAUAGGUCUGAAAAUGGCUGUCUACAAUUAAUGAAAAAUAAAAACUCUAAAUGGUAUAAAUGUGUGAACAUUACUAUUUCUAGUAUCGUCGUGGAUGAUUUCGAUACUGGUAAGGUGAACGAAGAUAAGAAUAAAACGCAAGAGAAUGAAACUAAAGCCGAUCCCAUACCUCAUGAAUCCAUACGACAGAUUUUGAAUGAGGCGGAACAGCGAAAACUUAAGUUUUGGAAGUUAAUUGAUGAAUACAGUGAUGUCGUCGAGAAGGUCAAGAAGAUUGAGCAGAAGGAACAGCAGAGUACUCACAAAUCGGAUUCGAACGGGAAACAAAUGUAAUUUAUAUAGAAAAUUAUAUCCCUUUAAUUGUU